CCCCUUUAAAGGCCGUUUUCCACUUGGCGGAAAUUCCCGAGCGGGCAGGAAAUUUCCGCCCGCGCGAUUCUCAGUUUCAAUUUCCAUUGAGCGGGAAAUUUUGAGCACGGCAAUGAAUAUGAACAAAUAUGGCUGCUAUAAACAAGCUUGUGUUGUUGCAAAAAAAAAUCUUGAUUUUGAUCAUUUUAAGAAGAAGAUUUCGAGGAAGAAUUGGAAAAUACAAAAAAAGUAUGUGGGUUAGGCAGUUAUUCAAGGACCGUGCGAGAAGAGGAGAAUUCAACAUUUUGGUGAAGGAUAUGAUGAUGUUUGAUCAUUUUUACUUUUUUCAAACCUUCCGGAUGCAUCCACAUAUUUUAGAAACUUUGAUUUCUUGGGUUGGACCUUUCAUUAAAAAAUCGUCAUUUAGAAGAGAAACAACCUCUCCAGCCGAGCGACUGUGUUUAACAUUACGUUAUUUAGCCACGGGAGAUGCUCAAAUUUCACUUGCCACUCGAUUUCGGAUAAGUCCAGCGACUGUUGGGAGAAUUAUCAGAGAAACCUGUCAGGUUUUAUGGAAUGUCUUGUCAGAAAAAGGUUAUCUUGAUGUUCCGAACUCAAAGGAAAAAUGGUUAAAAAUAGCUAAUGAUUUUAGAGAUACGUGGAACUUUCCGAACUGCAUUGGUGCAAUUGAUGGGAAACACGUCGUUAUACAAGCUCCUCCGAGAAGCGGGUCCAUGUUUUACAAUUAUAAAAAAACAUAUAGCAUCGUGUUGCUCGCUGUGUGUAAUGCGAACUAUGAAUUCACACUGGUUGAUGUAGGAGAAUAUGGUAGACAGAGUGAUAGCGGAGUUUACACUAGCAGCAACUUAGGACAAGCAAUUGAUAAUAAUUUACUUAACAUACCAACGCCAAGAGCGAUACCAGGCUACUACUCUAAUAAAAUGUUCCCGUUCACCUUUGUUGCUGAUGAAGCAUUCGCACUGAAAACAUUCAUGAUGCGACCAUUCCCACGCAGAAAUGUCCUCGACUCAUCAGAAAUAAUUUUCAACUAUCGUUUGUCACGUGCAAGGAGAGUGAUAGAAAAUUCAUUCGGAAUUUUAGCAAGUCGUUUUCGAAUUUUUCGAAGACCGAUAAUUGCGAACGCUGACAACGUAAAGUUCAUCACAAAAGCUGCAAUAGCGCUUCACAAUUUUCUCAUGAAAUCACAAUCAGCUACUCAUACGUAUUGUCCACCUGAGCUAGUUGAUCAGGAAACUAUGAGAUUUACAAGGCCUGGUCAGUGGCGAUCAGACAUAACUAAUGGUGGGGCCCUGACACAUUUAGUAUCACAGGGGUCUCACAACUUCACCAGGGAUGCAAAAACAGUGCGUGAAGAUUUCAAAGUAUACUUCAAUUCAAUUGAUGGUGCUGUAGGUUGGCAAGAAGAAAUGGUAAAUAGCACAACAAAUCCUUUCGAUGAAGAAUAUUGAACAUGAAUACAAUAUACAGCUAUAGUAAAUUAAUAUAUACUGGUAUAUAAUAUAUAACAUUUGUGUGAGUUGCAAAAUAUGAAGAAAAAAAAAAUUCAUUUAAAAGCUGUUUUUUUGCGUAUGUCUGUGUGUGUAUGGUCCUUGUACCUGAGUAGCCCAGUGCAAAAAAAGCGUUGUAAUGUUCGAUUUCAGAUGGCGAACCUAAUUUUGUUUUGAAAGUCCGUUGAACUUACACUACCUACUUGAAUUGAACCUAUUGGUACUCAGGACUUUCAAAAUUUCUUGACUACAAAGUCAAACUGACCUACUUUUUUGCAGGUCACGAAAUAUGGAAGAUUGAGCUUGCUCAAAAUCAAAAAAAGAAAUUACACAUUGGCACAUACUCAUUAAUUUUCAGAAGUACAACUUCAUAGUUGACCACCUUUAUUCAUAUAAACAACUAAUCAUGUUUUAGAAUAGUCGAAGACAGCUUUUUAUGUGCAAAGAAUGCAAAGGGAUA
Hydractinia symbiolongicarpus is the source of this 1947-nucleotide messenger RNA. RefSeq names its product putative nuclease HARBI1. The transcript has a single exon. The record is from RefSeq and is a predicted model, not a curated record. NCBI's taxonomy places the organism in Eukaryota, Metazoa, Cnidaria, Hydrozoa, Anthoathecata, Hydractiniidae. Bases 129 to 1448 code for a protein of 439 amino acids.